Tribolium madens (black flour beetle) is the source of this 1134-nucleotide messenger RNA. RefSeq lists its product as uncharacterized. The transcript is spliced from 5 exons. Gene Ontology annotation, biological process: phospholipid metabolic process. The record is from RefSeq and is a predicted model, not a curated record. Gene Ontology annotation, molecular function: phosphatidate phosphatase activity. Lineage: Eukaryota; Metazoa; Arthropoda; Insecta; Coleoptera; Tenebrionidae. Bases 24 to 1031 code for a protein of 335 amino acids.
UUCAAGUUUCAGUUGCAAAAAAGAUGUUUCCGUUGGAAUUCAAAUUCCAGUAUUUCCAAAAGAGAUCAGUCAAGGAGCAACGGCUCUAUGACUACAAAGAUCGCUUUUUCACUGCGAUUCAUUACUUAGCUAUCAUUCUGGUAGUUUCUUCUUCGUUUUUCACUGGUGUCCCCUACCCCGACUAUAUAUCAUGGAACAUGACCCAGCAUUGUGAUAAUGAAAAUUUUAAGCAACCCUUAACUCCAGUUGACAAAACAUGGGCAAUUGUGACAAUUGUAAUCGUUACUUGCUUAGUCGUGUGUCUGAUGUCAACCCGGAUAAUAAUUUACGGCUGGGUGAACAAGGAUGUGCUGGAUAUAAUGAACUACUUCUUCGGCUUUUUAACCCUGUGGGUCGGAAGUUACGUCCUUAAGAACCUCAUCGGUUAUCCCAUCCCGUCUUUCUUCACCAAUGACGAACUCUACUUAUUUUAUUGUUGCCAGUCUUGUCCUUCAAACACAUCAACGAAAAAAUUUACAGAUCUCGACCGCUACUCCCGUGGUGCUUUUCCCUCUUUCCUAAUCUGCUCCAUUUCCUAUGCCACUGCUUUCCUCUUCGUACUUUGUACUUAUUUGGAUGAAAAAAAACGUUUUGCAACUAAACUCCUCGCAUUGUUGGUACCUGGAGGCGUCUCACUCACUUACUCUUGGUACUUGUGGCGCAACAACGAGAACCAUCUCCAAGACGUCGUCGGAGGUGCACUUUUUGGAAGUUUUCUGGGUGCUUAUAUUGCCAGAGAUAUCUUUCAAAAGAAUAACAAACUGGGUAAAUUUUACGACAAUUUUGUUUCCGUGAUUAUAGCAAGAGAGGUUGUUACACAAGUGCAAAGGGAAAAUACAGACGAGAGGAACAGAUCUAACGAAUAUGUCAUCAAUUUGUACUCGCACGAACAUCCAGUUUCUCAGCUUCAGAAUAAUAUCAAUAGUAAUUAUAAUUCAACUGUUCUUAACGACUAUCCACCACCAUACUCCAGUCUUAAUCUAACAGAAUAACUCGUUUUUUAUAAUUUCAUACUUACACAAGUUUUGUGCAUUUAUUUUAAUCUGUUAAAAAGUAUGAUAUUUAUGGUAUUAUUGUAUUCUUAAAAUUAAUAAA